Capra hircus (goat) is the source of this 1213-nucleotide messenger RNA. RefSeq lists its product as uncharacterized. The record is from RefSeq and is a predicted model, not a curated record. NCBI's taxonomy places the organism in Eukaryota, Metazoa, Chordata, Mammalia, Artiodactyla, Bovidae. The transcript is spliced from 7 exons. The coding region runs from base 415 to 1068 and encodes 217 amino acids.
CCGCAAGACCUUCCUUCUCGACCCAGUGGAUGGUCACACUGGGAACAAAAUGGACAUGCCAUUCAGAAGAACUGGGUGACCUUGAUGGAUUCUGAGAGGAGCCUGGGAGCUCUGGAGAGGCCGACCUACACACACAAGUUACCAUGAGAUGUGGCUGCCUCUGAGACCGCUUCUCCCUUUGCAGCUUGCUCAACAUUGUCUUGAAGUGGAGUUACCAGCGUUGCUCCCUCCCAACUCCUCUGCUCUCAGAAGCCGGCCCUCUGGACUUCGCCUCCGCCUUCUCUCUGCAGCCUCUGCUCCUGGUUGCUCCCGGACUCCAGGGCCUAGGGCGCCGACCCCCGGGAUUCUGGAGGGAAGCAGGUGACAUGAAACAGCACGGAGUCAAGUGAAAGGUCCACCCCCGGUCCCCGAGCCAUGGCUGGUCUGCGGAACGGCCAUCGCAGCUGCAUCCGGGCCGCGUUCACAGCCAGCACCAGGGCCGGCUUCCAGAAGAGGCAGAGAAACAGGCUCCAUCGCCUCAAGGCCAGUCACAGGAAGAAUCAUCUGGACUUUGUUGAAGGCAUCUGGAGAGAGCUUUUAGAUCCGUACGACGCUGACUGGGAAGACGCCCGUGGCCACGCCUCCUGUCAUCUCAGCGGCUGUUCCUUGGGUGCUGCGAGCUGUGACGAGCCUCUGCACAUGCUCAAGUCCAGGGGUCCAGGGGAUGUGAGCUUAGAGGACCCUCUCUCGGUGAACCUUCCGGUCUUGGUCCUGACGGCCACCGGCUGGGCCUCUGCAGCCCCGGAGGUCAGCGACGUGGACAUGCAACCUGUGGAGGCCGGCCGCCUGGAGGCGCGGGGGCGGAUGGCCCGGCUGCCUGGACCCCCAGAGGACUCGGGGAUGAUGGAGGAAGACCGGGGGUCCCCCGAGGCUGGCAGACCCCAGGGCAGGGCCAGAAGGUCACGGCCGCCCCCCAGACUCGGGACCGAGAGGGACAGGGGGCCCAAGCUCCCCCUCUCCAAGAGGAAACUGGAACUUUUACUUGCAGAGCCGGAGAAGAGUAAGCGAAAGAAGCAGUACGUGGUCUAGAUCAGGUGAGCGGGGCGACAGCUGACGGUGGGCCAGGGCCUAGGAGGUGAGGACAACGCUGACGAGCAUAAAAAAAGAGCUUCCAUGAAACCCAUGGCUCCUUUUGUGUCUUCUUGUUCAAACAACAGAAAUGUAUCGUCAGGUU